Xenopus tropicalis (tropical clawed frog) is the source of this 1632-nucleotide messenger RNA. RefSeq names its product testis expressed 12 (gene tex12). The coding region runs from base 1063 to 1401 and encodes 112 amino acids. The record is from RefSeq and is a predicted model, not a curated record. The transcript has 5 exons. NCBI's taxonomy places the organism in Eukaryota, Metazoa, Chordata, Amphibia, Anura, Pipidae.
GCUUAUGCAAUUUGCGUAACUUGUGCAAUGAAGCUUGCGUAACUUACAUAUAAGCUCCACUGACCCCCGCUUAAGACUGACUUAUUACCACAUUAUUUUUACUAUAUUUUUAUGAACCACUACUGACUAGUUAUUCGGCCUCUAAACUUAUGCAGUUUACAUAACUUAUGCAAAAACUUACUUAACUUUCAUAUCAAGCAAUGGCAGCGCAGAUCAGGGGCAGGAAGGAGGUUAAACUUACUCACUGACUGUUAAUUAGCACAUUAAUUAAUUAAACUCUUUCUAUGAACUGCUUAUUAAAGGGGACAUCAGCUGUAAAUAAAACUUUUCUCCUGGGCCCGCAGAUGCAUUCAUAUGCAAAAUAAUCCUCCAACAAAAAUUACAACUGAUCCUUGGAAAUCUGGCUGUGUGUUCUUAGUUUCUGCAGUUUCCUGAGUUGUAAAGUUUUCCCAGCACUGAAUAAAUAUGUCCUUUAUCCCCAUGUCUGAAUAGUUUCAUAUAAAGAAGUUAGGGCCUGCACUUGCAUCCCAGGGUAAACAAAAUAACCCAUUGUAUAUUUUAAAAAAGCGGAUCUUAGCGUAACUUUGGUGGAAAUAUAUAUUUACAGUAGUGUGUGAACCCUAGGUAACAGCAAACCGGAGCUUCUGCUGAUGGGAGAACGGAAUGCUCUGUGAAUGUAGGGGUGGUGUCUCCAUUCAGUAUGGGAUUGUAAAUCAGUUAUCAGAUGCAGUUCAAUAGUCUGUUUAUUAAAAGAGGAAUCGGUACAGAUAUGGAACACUUUCUUAGUUGGUAAAUGCCACAGUAGUUACAUAAGUUAAUAAAGUCCCCUGUGGAAUGACUAUGGUUCAUAUAACCUGCAAUUUACUCUCCUUUCAGUCCACAGCCCCCUCACACCAGAAAGCACACUUUCUCCAGUUACUACUUCCUCUUCCUAAUUCUUUUUCUCCUGGGAGGAGUUCUUCCUUCCAGCCCUGAAUGGGAGCAGCACACUGAUGACCUCACUGAGCCAGACAGUAACCAGCAGCCAUCUUAAGGAAGGCAGAUUAACUCCUUCUGGUCAUAAUGGCAAGUAAACCACAGAAAUCUGAUGAAAAUAAAAGUUUUAAACGCAAGAAGGAGCCAGAGGCCGAAGAUUCAACACAUGCACCAUGUUCCUCCCCAUCUGACAACUUUCAAGCUGGAGAUGUAGAAAUGUUAAUAAAAGGUCUGAACAAUGAAAUAAAUCUUCUUUUUGAUAAGUAUGCAAAGAUUCUGAAUGAAAGAUCUGAAGUUGAUGCAGCUUAUGUUCUUGAGUUUGAUGGAAUCCUAAAAGAAGCUAGAUCAGUAGAAAUUCAUUUAAAACAGAAGCGAGAAAGCCUCAGGAAUCGCCUUACAAAGAUUGCAAAUACACUGCAAAGAUAAAAAUUACAUUUUAGUUGUCCUACAAAGUUUAUAGUCAUAUUCUGUACCUUAAUAUAAAUCUUAAUGAUAUUAAGUAUAGAUUUUGUGAUGUUAAUACAGUGCAAUGUUAUCGUAAACAUGAACAUUUUGUGAAACGUUGUACUAUUGUUUAUAAGCUUAGGUUUGUUCCUGUAAUUAAAUAUUAACACAGAUCUUGCAAGUUUAAUAAAUUGCUUCUUCAUAUAUUGGGAA